Molecule: messenger RNA, 2433 nt
Organism: Camelina sativa (false flax)
Lineage: Eukaryota; Viridiplantae; Streptophyta; Magnoliopsida; Brassicales; Brassicaceae
Source: RefSeq, a predicted model, not a curated record
UAUAGCAUUCAUCUCUCUCCCCACAAGUACACAACCAGUAAACCACCGCAGUACGAGACCAACCGUUAUAUUAACAGCACAGCCGUCGAAGUGCAAAGGAUCAGUUUUUGAUGAUCUUCACCUCUCUACUAAGCUAAUCGACGAGUCUGUAUUGGUGACGAUCAACAAAAGGGUUUUUUUUUUUUUUAAGGGUUUCGUUUUUUACAAGUCGAGGCUUUUGAAUGGCGGGUGUUUCAGCAAUCGAAACGGAAAAAUACUCUUUGUUGGAGGAUUUUAAGGUCGAUGUCGAAGUAGAUGAUGAAGAAUACAAAAGUUUCUCCCUUUGUUUUUGGGUUUAUCUUGUUAAUUCCACCACAUUCCCAUCUACCAUCAUUAGACAGGUUCACUCAGACAUUAUUGUAAGUGCACCUUUCCUUGUCCUAGAUGAAAACAAGAAGAUGAUACUUUUGCCAUUGACUCUCCUUCACAAGGAAGCUCCUGAUCCUGUUGACACUUGUUCCUGGAAACAAGUUCCUAGCGUAUCUACAAAAUCCGAGUUUCCUCUCGAUAAAUGGGUUCAUGUGGGAUGUGAGGUUUCUAGAAAUUACAUGAGGCUUGUUAUUGAUGGAAAGAUUGAAGGAGAGCAUUUCUUAACUUCUUUGCUGACGAAGAACAGCAACCGAAAGAUAUCACUAUUUGGUGUUGGCGGAGAUGGUUAUAGUGUUCAAGGUUUCAUCAAAUGUGCACAAGUAUUGCCUGCUUGUGAUCAUGUGGAUCAUCACUAUAUGAAGGAUCCACCUCUAUUGUUAUCUGUCAAUAAAUCCUCCUCACCGGGGAUUAAACUAGAUGAUGAUGGUGUUUGGAAGGCAUCUUGCGGGGAGGUUUUUUCCUUGGAUAUUGUUUUAUCCAAUGCCAUUGGCCAGCCUGUGCACAAGGAUGUGGAGGUUGUUGCAUCACUACUGUAUGCCGAUACCCGUCUGGAGGCCAAGAUGAGUGAUGCUGAGGCUCCUCUUUUGAUAAGGGACGAAGGAGUUGAAUUCUCGUCUGAUGGUAGACCGAUCAAAUUAUUGGAUGGACGCUCAUCCUUUAAGCUCAAGAUCUCUCAGCUUUCCUCCACGAAUGAGAACAGAUUAUUCUGGAUUAAAUUUGGAAUACGAAAUGCCAAAGAUUAUCCUUUCCUUCAAGCUGUUUCCAAUCCAAUCCGCUGCAUUUCGAUCAGUCCUGAUGUCCGGCCGCUUCCGAAAAGGUUGGCCAAUAUUGACCAUCCAUCAAGUACCGAAUCACCAGACCUUCUACAGAACAACACUUACUCAUUUAAACGAAUCAGGUUGGGCAAAGAAAGUGACUCUGGGAGAGAGGAAUCAUUUUCAUAUCAGCAUUGCAACUCUUAUCCCCAAACCUCAAGACAGUUUGAGGAUGGAAAUGGUCAUGAAGAAUAUAACUCACCAACUGAUUCAGAAAACGUGGAAAUGAGACUUACAAUCUCUGAUUCCACCAUCUUUAGAUACUGCCUUGGAAACUUAAAAGAUAAAGCUCUACUUCUAAAGGAAAUCACAAACAACUCAUCAGACGAAGAAGUUUUGAAAUUUGCAAAUCAGGUUUCUCUCUACUCUGGAUGUUCCCACCAUAGCUAUCAAAUCAACAUGGCAAGAGAGCUAAUAGCCCAAGGAACAAGUGCAUGGAUAUCGAUGUCACGGAACAAUCAACAUGUUCAUUGGGAUAAUGUGGUCUAUGAGAUUGAAGAACAUUUCAUGAGGAUUUCAAAAUGCAGCAGUAGAUCUCUCACCAACAAGGAUGUUGAGCUUCUAAGGAGAAUAUCAGGAUGCUACUACGAGUACAUGACUCAGGAGAAUUUUGAGAACAUUUGGUGUUGGCUGUUCCCUGUUGCUUACACCAUAUCCCGUGGCUUGAUAAGCGAAAUGUGGUGUUCUUCGUCGCCUAAAUGGGUCCAAGGAUUCAUCACUAAGGAAGAAGCAGAACAUUCGCUUCAAGGCCAAGAACCAGGAACCUUCAUACUCCGGUUCCCUGUUUCAAGAAGUUGGCCUCAUCCUGAUGCCGGUAGUUUGGUUGUCACUUACGUCGGUCAUGAUUUCGCUCUUCAUCAUAAGCAACUCAACAUCUGCCAAAGUAGUGGAAGAUACAUGGAUGCAAAACUGCUGCAAGAUAUGUUGUUGGCUGAACCUGAGCUCUCUCAGUUAGGAAGGAUCAUAAGAAGCCAUUGAAUGAUAUAUGAAGGUUUCUAACUUUUCCAAUAUAACGAUUGCUAAGUCUCUCUCCCUACCGUUAGUAAGUUCGUAUACGCCAAGAGGGCGGCUAAAUCCUUAAAAGAGUACAAUUUGCAAAGAUUUUUUUUGAAUAUGUUACUCAUCUUAAUUUGAGUUGUUUAGCACAAAGUUGUAAAAACUUAGAUGGCUAAAUCGGCUCAACUUAAAGUUAAAAAAAGUUGUUGUGUUA